UUUUCUCACUCGCAUCUGGCUCUGGCUCAGUAGCUGCUCUCUGGAGAUGGAAGGAAAAGGGUCGACUCUGGUUCAUCUUCUAGUGGUGGUUCUCUGUUUAGUGGCUUUUGGGUUUUCCAUUGCCGCCGAGAGACGAAGGAGUGUGGGAACUAUGUUUGAAGAUAAGCUAAAGAAUGAGACGUACUGCGUCUACGAUUCGGAUGUUGCGACGGGUUAUGGAGUAGGGGCUUUCUUAUUUCUUCUUUCAGGUGAAUCUUUGCUGAUGGGUGUCACCAAGUGCAUGUGUUUUGGAAGACCCUUAACCCCGGGAGGCAAUAGGGCAUGGGCUAUCAUAUACUUUUUUUCCUCAUGGGCGACGUUUUUAGUAGCGGAAGCAUGUCUAAUUGCUGGUGCGACGAAAAAUGCAUACCACACCAAGUAUCGAGGGAUGAUCUACGCUCAAAACCUACCGUGCGAGACAUUGAGGAAAGGAGUGUUCAUUGCUGGGGCGGUGUUCGUGGUUGCAACCAUGAUUCUUAAUGUGUAUUACUACAUGUACUUCACCAAGGCGACAUCGACGCAAGGGUCUCACAAAGCAAAUCGCUCGAGCUCAACGGUCGGGAUGGCCGGGUAUGCCUAGAUUCAAUUGAAUUCAAAUGUGACAGGCUACUCAAAGCUUCCAUCUUGGCCAUCAUUGGUGGGUAAGUGAGAUGUGUUAAUGAUAUUAGAGCUGCAUAAUCACUUGUGGUUAGGAUAUAUAUAAACAGGUCACAGGUCAGGUCACGUGUAAGAAAAAGAAAUGAUUUUCUAAAAUUUUGAAGCAAUUUCAAGUGGUUUGGAAUGUUGAGUUCUGUCUCUCUCUGUGUAGUUGAAACUGAAAAUGUGAAGGUUAUAUUAUAUUUGGCGCUAUGGAAGAAGCAUGCUUCAGAAUGCCUACUUUCUUAAUUGAUA
Molecule: messenger RNA, 930 nt
Organism: Momordica charantia (bitter melon)
Lineage: Eukaryota; Viridiplantae; Streptophyta; Magnoliopsida; Cucurbitales; Cucurbitaceae
Product: sodium/hydrogen exchanger (DUF1218)
Source: RefSeq, a predicted model, not a curated record